This is a messenger RNA of Kluyveromyces lactis, 1086 nucleotides long. RefSeq names its product aurora kinase (gene IPL1). Gene Ontology annotation, cellular component: spindle pole centrosome; spindle microtubule; chromosome passenger complex. Gene Ontology annotation, molecular function: protein kinase activity; ATP binding. The record is from RefSeq and is a predicted model, not a curated record. The coding region runs from base 1 to 1086 and encodes 361 amino acids. The transcript has a single exon. NCBI's taxonomy places the organism in Eukaryota, Fungi, Ascomycota, Saccharomycetes, Saccharomycetales, Saccharomycetaceae. Gene Ontology annotation, biological process: regulation of cytokinesis; protein phosphorylation; mitotic spindle organization.
AUGAGACCAUCGUUAUCGAGGGAUGCAAGUGAUACAGGAAGAAGGCAUUCAUUGUUACAGCAGAGUAAACUAUUAUCGAUAAGACUAAGUAAUGCAGGAAAACGACCUAGCUUAUCACGAGGACACGCACAUGAAAAAGACUCGAUUACCUCGUCUCAUCAUAGGUUGAGCACUGGACCAGUGAACAACAAUCCUAGAAGAUCGCUAAUGGUAAAGAAACCCAACACCGCGCAUGGUACCCGCGUACCAAUAUUGAAUGAUCACAACGAUAAGUUUGAAAACAUGACACUUCAGGACUUUGAAAUAGGUAAGAUCUUAGGUAAAGGUAAGUUUGGUAAAGUUUAUUGCGUUAAACAUAGGGAAACGGGGCUAAUUUGUGCUUUAAAAGCGAUGGAAAAGAAGGAAAUUGUUCAAUAUACAAUUCAGAAACAGUUCAGGAGGGAGGUAGAAAUUCAGGGUUCGUUCAAACAUAAAAAUCUGACACAGCUAUAUGGAUUCUUUUACGACGAAAAACGGGUUUAUCUACUUAUGGAAUAUGUCUAUUACGGAGAACUAUAUAAAUUUUUGAAGAAUAACGGGCCUUUGAAUGAGACGCUGGCAUCCUAUUUUGUUUAUCAAAUGGCUAAUGCCUUGGAUUAUAUGCAUAGUAAAAACAUAUUGCAUAGAGAUAUAAAACCGGAGAAUAUCUUAAUUGGUUUCAACAACACUAUCAAACUGACAGAUUUCGGUUGGAGUGUAUAUAACGAGGAUGGACAAAAGAGGAAGACUUUAUGCGGAACUAUAGAUUACCUUUCACCAGAGCUCAUUAAAUCUAGAGAAUAUAACAAUAAAGUAGAUGUUUGGGCCCUAGGAGUUCUAACUUAUGAGCUAUUAGUUGGAUCGCCACCUUUUGAGGAGGAUACAAAGGAAAUGACAUAUAGAAGAAUUUUGAGGUGCGAUCUCAAGUUCCCACUAAAUGUUUCACCGCAGGCAAGAGAUCUCAUUGUAAGAUUGCUGCAAUUUGAACCUUCCAAGAGAAUCCCCCUCUCGGAAGUUAAAUCUCAUGCAUGGAUUGCAAAUAAUCGAGGUUCUUGGACAGAUCUUUAG